Messenger RNA from Lathyrus oleraceus (garden pea), 807 nucleotides. RefSeq lists its product as uncharacterized. The record is from RefSeq and is a predicted model, not a curated record. Lineage: Eukaryota; Viridiplantae; Streptophyta; Magnoliopsida; Fabales; Fabaceae. The transcript has a single exon. Gene Ontology annotation, molecular function: nucleic acid binding; RNA-DNA hybrid ribonuclease activity. Bases 1 to 807 code for a protein of 268 amino acids.
AUGGAUAGUGUACUCUCUGACUAUUUGGCACGUCAACCUGUAGAAGACUAUCAACCCAUGAAAUUCGACUUCCCCGACGAAGAUAUCUUGUUCAUCAGAGAAUGCAAUAUUCCAGGCCCUGAGGAAGGCCCCAAACCAGGAUUUCGAUGGACGCUUGUGUUCGACGGUGCUCCCAAUGCUCAUGAUCAUGAGGUAGGCGCAAUGAUCACUUCCCCAACAGGAUUUCAUCUUCCAUUUACCACAAGAUUAUGCUUUGACUGCACCAAUAAUAUGGUAGAAUAUGAGGCAUGUAUAUUCGGUAUCGAAGCAACAAUUGACUUAAGAAUCAAAAUACUUGAGGUUUAUGGUGACCCAGCUCUUGUUAUCAGCCAGAUACGAGGAGUCUGGGAGACCCGUGACCACAAGUUAAUUCCUUAUAGAGAACAUGUCAUGAAGUUGAUUCCCUACUUUGAUGAAAUCACUUUUCAUCAUAUUCCGAGGGAUGAGAAUCAGUUGGUCGAUGCUCUUGCUACUUUUUCAUCCAUGUUUAAAAUACAAUGGAGGAAUCAAGCUCCGUCCAUCAAUGUUGAACUCCUAGAUGAACCCACUUAUUGUAUGGCAGUUGAAGAAGAAUUAGAUGAAAAACCUUGGUUCUAUGACAUCAAAAGGUAUGUUGAGAAGCAGGAGUACCCAGAUAAUGCAUCUAUUAAAGAUAAGAUAUCCUUGAGGAAGCUAGCUUCUCAUUUCUUUGUAAGUGGGGGAGUGUUGUAUAAGCGGAGUUAUGAUUCGGUCUUACUCAGAUGCGUGGAUAGACACGAAGCAGAGUGA